GUUCCUGAAGGACUACACGGUGCGGGUGCAAAUCAACGACUACCUGGACAUCUACUGUCCACACUACGACAACCAGGUCCCCGCCGAGCACACCGAGAGCUUCGUCCUCUACAUGGUGGAGCGCGACGGCUACGAGGGGUGCUACCAGACCCCCAAAGCCUUCAAACGCUGGGAGUGUAACCGCCCCCACGCACCCCUGGGGCCAAUCCGCUUCUCCGAGAAGAUCCAGAGGUACACGCCCUUCUCGCUGGGCUUCGAGUUCACCGCCGGGAAGGACUAUUAUUACAUCUCGAUCCCGGAUGCAGACAGUGUUGGAGAUUGUAUGAGGCUUCAUUUGACCGUCUGCUGCGCGCCCACCACUGUGCAGCCGCUGACGGAGGUCCCGAAGUCUGAGCCCAGAGGAGGUGGGGGAGGGAGGCUGCCCUCCCAAGGAGGGUCUCCCGGGGACAGGAACUCCUCCUUCCAGGUCCACGUCUCUUCGCUCCUCCUGACGCUCUGCCUCUUCCUCCUCGUCUGCUUCUGACGCACGCUGCCCAAGGAACGGACUGUGUGGACCCGCCCAUGCUGCGUCUGCCCCUCCUUCUUCCCCUCCCACUCUGGAGCCAACAUUAUGGAAUCAUACCCCCUCCCCCGCUCUGGAUCUAUUGUGCCAUUUUGUUUUUAUUAUUGUUCUGCGUGGGUGGAGACAUUCGGGGACACGCCGUGCGGAGUUCCGCCAGCCGCAUCAGUUGCACAAUUAUUUUAUAUUUUUUAUUUAGGAGAACUUCGGACUCCCCUCAGACAUAAAUAUCUAUUUUUUUAAUACAAACCUAAGUUUAGAAAUUCAGCACUUUACGGCGAGGAGCGAAACGUCGCCUUAUGGAGGAAAAUCUUCCCUUUUGUGCCUUUUUUAAUGAACAAUGACCCCGCCCCCGAGCUGGAUGAUCAACCCCGGCUGUAGAGACCUCCGCCUCUGGGACUCUGGCUCCGCCUUUUGUGGCUCCAAGCUCCACCUAUCCUGCAGGUGGGUGAUAAUCUCAAUGAGUCCGCCUACCCUGAACUGUACCUGUGUAUAAAUGGUGGCUGUCUGCCCCGCCCCCUCGGAGCCCGGUCAUGUCAUCUGAUUGUGUCGGUCUCUUCUCUUGCAGUGUAUGGGUCCCCUCUGUCGCAGAGUACCGGGCCGAUCGCCGCCGUAACACGACGAGAGGUGUCCUCAUCAAAGACACGGAGCGGCGCCACCCCCCCCCCCCCCAGGCGGGUUGCCAAUCAUUGGCUGUGGAUGGAAAGGGGCGUCGGCCAUGUUGGGGGAAAUCUCACAGGCGGAGCACAACAAUCGGAUCUGAUCACCGCCGGCGUCUCACGUCUGAUGGACAGGCAAUGGAUUUCUAGAACUUUCACUGCCCCUCCCUUUUCUGGGCUCCGCCCCCGAGGGGCGAUAUGUUCUCUGGAGAACAGGAUGUGUCUUCUGUGAAGAUGACGAGUUCAGUAUUUGGCUGUUUACAGAAAUUUUUGUAUAGAUUUAUGUGGAGAAUAUUUUCUUUUGUUUUAGAAACUGAGCCAAAAAUAAAAUAUUGUGACCACA
This is a messenger RNA of Rana temporaria (common frog), 1561 nucleotides long. RefSeq names its product ephrin-A4-like. The record is from RefSeq and is a predicted model, not a curated record. Gene Ontology annotation, molecular function: ephrin receptor binding. Gene Ontology annotation, biological process: ephrin receptor signaling pathway; axon guidance. Gene Ontology annotation, cellular component: plasma membrane. NCBI's taxonomy places the organism in Eukaryota, Metazoa, Chordata, Amphibia, Anura, Ranidae.